GUUAAGAUGAUAGUAUUUCUACUCAGAUGCAAAGAACAUAUGAUUAGAUUAAUUAGUGUUAUCUUCUUAAUUGUUAUCAAUUCUAUGAUUAUUAACUCUGAUUUGUGAUUUUUAAAUUUCUCUUUCUCUGUUCCAAUAAUUCAAUAUGAUAAACUCUAGGUCUUUGUUUGGAUUUGGUCGUCAACUGUCAAUCCAAUCAUCUUUUCAUCUCGGUGAUGGUUUCAAUUGUUUUCAUGGAGAUUCAAUUUCCAGGCCUUUGUCCAGUUUCACGGUGACCAAUGAGAAAUCUUUGGAUGAUGUUCCCUGUGUUUCAAGUAUUCCUUAUGUUGGGUCGAUUCUUCAUUACAUUGAAGCUUUUGGUGGUCAUAAUCCAGCAAAGAUUCAUGAAUUAUCUGAGAAAAGGUUUCAUCAGUUUGGAUCUAUUUACAAGGAGGACAUGAGACUUUUACGUCCCGGUGGUAAAUUCAUGGUCUGGUUGAACGAUGCUAAUGAUGUGGAAAAGGUUUUUCGAUCCGGUGGUAAAUAUCCUUUGAGAGGAGGUUUUGAAUCUCUUACUGUUUAUCGAAAAACUCGACCUGAUGUUUACAAAGCUCUUGGUUUGCCGAUUCUUUCUGGUCCAGAGUGGCAGUCACUUCGUUCAAAAGUACAACCGGUCCUAUUAUUACCCAAGGUUAUGAAUGCUUAUGCUAAAUCAUUGAGCUCGAUUGCCGAUGAAAUGAUUGGUGUGAUACGUGAUUUACGAGACAAUCAAACAAUGGAGAUUGAAGAUUUGACUGUUGAAUUGUAUCGAUACACAUUAGAGUCAAUAGCUUUUAUCGGUUUGGAUAAACGACUAAAUUGUCUAAGUGAUUAUGGUCCCACUCAGAGGGAAAUUGUCGCCGCUGUAAAAGAAAUGUUUCAUUUGGAAGCUAAGCUAAACGAUUCUGCUCUCUGGAGAAUCGUUGGUCGGCCUAUCGGUUCAAAAUGGGCUAGAUUCUUUGAGAUAAAUGAUCAUUUCACUAAAAUGGUUUUCGAUUAUGUCAGCGAAAAGUUGAAACAAAUUCUCGCCAAUCCAAUUAAACAAGAAGACGAAGAUCGAAGUGUCCUAGAACUAUUUCUUACUCGACCCAAUUGUACACCGGAAGAUGCGGUCACCAUGGUCAUGGAUAUGUUUUUUGCUGGAAUCGAUACCACAGCUCAUUAUAUUGUUUUCACCCUUCACUAUUUAGCCAACAAUCCAGAAAUUCAGGAGAGAGUUUAUCAUGAGAUUAAUUCAUUAUCAAAUGGAACUGGAAAUCUUGAUUCGGAUGGAUUAGCACAAUUAACUCUAUUAAAAGCUUGCCUCAAAGAGACCUCACGAUUAACUCCAGUUACUCCAAUGUCCAUGAGAAUUAAUCAAGAGCCGAUUAACUUAUCUGGUUAUUCAAUUUCUCCUUCAUGUUUCAUGGUUUUUAAUCACUAUGUUAUGGGCCGUCGACCUGAUUAUUUCGAUGAACCAAUGAGAUUUAAUCCUGAUCGAUGGAUUCGUGAAAGUCCAGGCGAAAAUAAAUAUCAUCCUUUUGCAAUUUUACCUUUCGGGUUUGGAGUCCGAAUGUGUGUUGGCCGGCGAAUAGCUGAAAUCGAAACUUUGAUUCUAUUAUGUAAAAUUAUAACCAAUUUCAAAGUGACAGCGAAAAGAAUUGAAUUACCAACAUCGAUGAACAUUAUUUCCUAUCCUGACAAUCCAAUGACUUUCACAUUCAACGAGCGCCAAUCUAACAAUUGAUCAACAGUUUGUGAUCAAAAGAUUUUAUCAAAAUAUAUUCUUUAAAUUCUGAAAAUUCCACCAACUAAACGCUGAUUGUCUAUGAUUAUCAUUCUCCUUCCCAACUUUUAUGAUCAUUCAUGAUCUUUUCUCUGAACUUUCAUGAAGAAAAAAGUUAAUAUUCCGCCAAUAAUAAA
This is a messenger RNA of Panonychus citri (citrus red mite), 1920 nucleotides long. RefSeq names its product probable cytochrome P450 49a1. NCBI's taxonomy places the organism in Eukaryota, Metazoa, Arthropoda, Arachnida, Trombidiformes, Tetranychidae. The transcript has a single exon. The record is from RefSeq and is a predicted model, not a curated record. The coding region runs from base 146 to 1744 and encodes 532 amino acids. Gene Ontology annotation, molecular function: monooxygenase activity; oxidoreductase activity, acting on paired donors, with incorporation or reduction of molecular oxygen; iron ion binding.